AUGGAUUUAGACGAAGAAGAUGGCGGAAUACUGCACGAUACUGUGGCAGUGCGAAGGCUUGAGGACUACCCAGCUAACAAGGGAAGAGAUAUAAGCGAUGGGACCAAACAAUCGGAAUAUGACUUAGAUAACUGUUCUCAGGACGGUGAGAUUGUUGAAGAUAACGAUAAGAUUGAUCAGGAUCUAGAUUCUGAAACAUCCAACCCAGAUACAGAUGCCGAAGAUGAUGAAAUUCAGAUAUGCAGCAAUUCAAAGAUAUUUGGACAAGGCCAUUAA
This is a messenger RNA of Sphaeroforma arctica JP610, 276 nucleotides long. RefSeq lists its product as hypothetical. The record is from RefSeq and is a predicted model, not a curated record. The transcript has 3 exons. The coding region runs from base 1 to 276 and encodes 91 amino acids. NCBI's taxonomy places the organism in Eukaryota, Ichthyosporea, Ichthyophonida.